Molecule: messenger RNA, 582 nt
Organism: Cyclospora cayetanensis
Lineage: Eukaryota; Apicomplexa; Conoidasida; Eucoccidiorida; Eimeriidae
Product: 40S ribosomal protein S5
Exons: 4
Coding region: 1-582 (193 amino acids)
Biological process (GO): translation; ribosomal small subunit assembly
Cellular component (GO): ribosome; cytosolic small ribosomal subunit
Molecular function (GO): structural constituent of ribosome; mRNA binding; rRNA binding
Source: RefSeq, a predicted model, not a curated record
AUGGCGGCAACCGAUUUCAAACUCUUUGGUCGGUGGUCCUAUGAGGACGUGAACGUCUCCGAUCUGUCCUUGGUAGACUACCUGGCAAUCAAGAAUAAAGCCGCCGUUCUGACACCCCACACAGCCGGCAGGUACCAGAAGAAGCGCUUCAGGAAGGCACAAUGCCCUUUGGUAGAGCGCCUCGUGAACUCCCUGAUGAUGCACGGGAGAAACAGCGGCAAGAAGGUCAUGGCGAUCCGCAUUGUUAGGCAUGCUUUCGAGAUCAUCGCGCUCAUGACUGACAAGAACCCCAUUCAAGUGCUCCUUCAAGCCGUGGAGCGUGGAGGACCCAGGGAAGACUCGACACGUAUCGGGAGUGCAGGUGUCGUCAGAAGGCAAGCAGUUGACGUGUCACCUCUCCGCCGUGUGAACCAGGCUAUCUACCUCAUCUGUACUGGUGCCAGGUCUGCUGCGUUCCGCAACCUGAAGAGCAUGUCUGAGUGCCUGGCGGACGAGAUCAUGAACUGCGCCAAGGAGAGCAGCAAUUCCUACGCGAUCAAGAAGAAGGACGAGAUCGAGCGUGUUGCUAAAGCCAACCGUUAA